CCUAUAUGUGCAUUACUUCAAUGCGAUAUCAUGUGCAGUGAUUCGUGACGAGUAUUACUUGGCUUGGGUCGGUACGUCACUAUCAGUGGAGAUAUAUAUAGGACACUACUAAACUGUUCUGUACUUGUUGGAGAGAUCCCUCUGUAGUAUUUGGACUUUUGUAGUACCGGUAGAUAUUCAUGUAAAGUUACCCAAAACAGCCUCAAGUUCAGCAGGUGCAUUAAUAUACACACUUGGUGACCUACAUGUAACUUGUAUUAUACUGGACAGUGACCAAGGGUCAUCUCAAAAUGAUAAUCUUUGCCCACUCUGCAAGGUUCUAGUGGGAAAUCAAAUUGGAUAUUGAAGCUCAAAUCUUGCACGCUUCAGAAAUUGCAUGAAGAUGGCAAAUAAUAAUUUUGCAAAGGACAUGCGCAUCAAUCUGGAUGAACCACGAUGGGAUCAAAGUACAUUUGUUGGUAGACUUAAAUACUUUUUUUGGGUAACAGAUCCUAGAGCUGUAUUUAAGACAAAUAAACAGCUUGAUGAUGCCAAGGAACUUGUAGCUCUCUAUAAGGAAGGCAAAGAGCCAGAGGGUACCACAGAAGAACAGAUAUGGUAUGCAAAGAAACUUACUUUAUCUGCCUUCCACCCUGACACAGGUGAGAGACAGAAUGUCAUAGGAAGAAUGUCAUUCCAAGUUCCUGGAGGCAUGUUAAUCACUGGAUGUCUGCUGCAGUUCUACAGAACCAGUGCUGCUGUGGUCUUCUGGCAGUGGGUAAAUCAGUCCUUUAAUGCAUUGGUUAAUUACACCAACAGAAAUGCUCAGGCCUCAAUCACUAACCAGCAGAUAGCUGUUGCAUAUGUGUCUGCUACCUCUUCUGCUGUAGUCACUGCUAUUGGACUCAAGACUUUUUUAUCUAAGAGAACUACAUCAACAUUGUUGCAGAGGUUUGUCCCGUUUGCUGCUGUAGCUGCCGCUAACAUGGUGAACAUUCCUCUUAUGAGACAGAGUGAGUUAAUAGAUGGAAUAGCAGUAUUUGAUGAGAAUGGGAAAAGGGUAUCAGAGUCAAGGUAUGGUGCAGCAAAGGGAAUCAGCCAGGUUGUGUUUUCUAGGAUUGCAAUGGCCACCCCUGGAAUGUUAUUAACGCCAGUCAUUAUGGAAAGAUUAGAAAAAUAUAGAUGGAUGCAGAGGAUUAAACCAGCCCAUGUUUUUAUACAAACAUUGAUAGUAGGAUGCUUCCUUCUUUUCAUGACACCAACUGCAUGUGCCUUAUUCCCACAGAAAUGCUCUAUCAAUCUAGAGAAAAUGAGGCUUGUAGACUCCAAGAAGUAUGAGGCUAUAAUGACAGGAUAUGGAGAUGCCCCACCGAAGAAACUAUACUUCAACAAAGGUUUAUAAAGCAUGCAACUGUUACACCUGUUGAUAUUUAUCCAGUCUUCCCAGUAAUUGAUUUAACUCUGUAGUUCAAAAUAUUGUAAUUUGCUCAAUAAUGUCGAAGCAGAUAAAUCAUAGCAUGCGACAUUCUGAUGAUGCUGACACCUGUAUUCACAGUGAUUAACUGAACACCAGAACCAAGAAAAGCAUCUGCACUGACAACAGAUUUUGGGGUUUUUUCCAGUUAACUGUGCAAUUGGAAUUUUGUGAAGGGUCCAACAUUAAAAUAGGUUCACAA
This is a messenger RNA of Lingula anatina, 1655 nucleotides long. RefSeq names its product sideroflexin-2. Gene Ontology annotation, cellular component: mitochondrial inner membrane. Gene Ontology annotation, biological process: serine import into mitochondrion; monoatomic ion transport. NCBI's taxonomy places the organism in Eukaryota, Metazoa, Brachiopoda, Lingulata, Lingulida, Lingulidae. The record is from RefSeq and is a predicted model, not a curated record. Gene Ontology annotation, molecular function: monoatomic ion transmembrane transporter activity.